Messenger RNA from Cucumis sativus (cucumber), 882 nucleotides. RefSeq lists its product as uncharacterized. The record is from RefSeq and is a predicted model, not a curated record. Bases 61 to 705 code for a protein of 214 amino acids. NCBI's taxonomy places the organism in Eukaryota, Viridiplantae, Streptophyta, Magnoliopsida, Cucurbitales, Cucurbitaceae. The transcript is spliced from 2 exons.
AGAAAUUAGAACAAUUUAAAUUAUUUAAUAGAUGGACAGAGGAGAGAGAACUACGAAGCCAUGACGACUUCGAAGGGGAAAUUCUAUCUUAUCCUUUCACUGCUGAGUGUGAGUGUGAAUUAUUCCAUUUCGGAGGAUCCAGUUCCAACCCCAUGGCCUCCCCAAUUUCACUCAAUUUACGUCACAAAUUUCUCCGGAGUUCUCGAGAUAACCGACCUUUGGUACGACUGGCCUAAUGGUCGGAACUUCAACAUCGUCCAACACCAGCUCGGCACCCUUCUCUACGGUAUCGAAUGGAACAACGGCACUGAAUUCUUAUACACUUUAGAUUCUUCCAAGACUUGCGAUACCAUUCAGUUUGAGGUGGGUCUUCUCCCACCAAAAUGGCUCGACGGAGCCCAUUAUCUGGGUCAACGCCAUGUCGAUGGUUUCCUCUGCAAUGUCUGGGAGAAGGUCGAUUUCAUCUGGUAUUACGAAGAUGUUGAGACUAAAAUACCCGUUUAUUGGCUCUUCUACGAUGGAAGAGACGCUCAUGUGAUGACAUUUGAAGUGGGUGCUGUGCUAGAGGAUGAGAAAUGGCAAGCCCCUGUUUACUGCUUUGAUGGCACGGGAACUACUGUCAAUGAUGUGGCUCUCCACCAGAAUUUGCCUCUAAUGGCUGAUGUUAACAAUAGGCUUCUCCAUCAGAAUUUCCCUGCCAUUUGACACCUUUUUUGUAGUCCCAUCCCAUUGCGCUGAACUUAUUGUUCAAUUAGAAUAAAUUAAACCCCUGAGAAGUUUGCAUUUGUAUGUUCAUGUUUGUUCCUAUUCAAGUAAAAAUGGAAUUGCCAUGUAUCCUUCUAAUCAUAUUAUAUAUAUUAUACUGCAAAAGUAAUAUGAACA